Molecule: messenger RNA, 1194 nt
Organism: Lathyrus sativus (Indian pea)
Lineage: Eukaryota; Viridiplantae; Streptophyta; Magnoliopsida; Fabales; Fabaceae
Source: the annotation of a GenBank genome assembly
AUGACUUUCCAUGGCCAUGAUGAAUCCUAUAUUUCUCUAAAUAAGGGCAAUUUCAGAGAGAUGGUAUAUUGGGUAAAAGUUAAGAAUGAACAAGUGCAAGAUGCUUUUGACCGUGGUGGAAAAAAUUGCACAAUGAUUUCCAGUGGCAUUCAAAAGGAGCUUGCAUUGUGUUGUGCACAUGAAGUUACCAAGGUGAUUUUGGGAGAGCUUGGUGAUAGACAAUUCUCUGUACUUAUUGAUGAGUCACGUGAUAUAUCCGUCAAAGAGCAAAUGGCGGUGAUGUUGAGGUUUGUGAACGACAAAGGGAAUGUUGUGGAACGAUUUAUUGCUCUACAUCAUGUCAAAGAUACGACAUCUGAGUCAUUAAAGGAUGCUCUUUGUGGUAUUCUUGAUAAGUACAUGUUAUCUAUUUCAAGGAUACGAGGCCAAGGAUAUGAUGGAGCUUCAAAUAUGAGAGGUGAAUUUAAUGGUUUGCAAAGAAAGAUUCUAGAUGAAAACCCUUAUGCUUUUUAUGUCCAUUGUUAUGCUUACCGUUUGCAAUUGGUUGUUGUGUCUGUUGCUAGUAGUUGCUCAUUUAUUCAUGAUUUCUUUGAGUACAUCUCCUUGAUUAUGACCAUAACAAGUGCAUCUUGUAAGAGGAGGGAUGCUUUGACGGAGGCACAACACCAAGAUAUUUUAAAUAAACUUGAGAGUGGUGAGAUAUUUAGAGGAAGGGGCUUGCACCAAUCAUCUAGUCUCAUUAGACCCGAGGAUACUAGAUGGGGUUCACAUCAUAUUACAUUGCUUUGUUUGGAUCAAAUAUGGUCCUUCGUGUUAAAUGUGCUUAGUAUGGUUGAUGAAGAUGGACGUGGACCAUCUCAAGCAGCAAGUUUGAUAGAAAAAAUGGAGAGCUUUAAAUUUGCUUUUAUUUUGAAGUUAAUGUUAAAGUUGUUUGGUAUUAUAAACGAGCUUUCACAUGUCUUGCAAAGAAAAGAUCUUAAUAUUGUGAUUGCCAUGGAAUUAGUUGAUGUUGUCAAAGCUCGGUUGGCCACAAUGAGAGAUAGUGGUUGGGAUGAUUUAUUUGCUGAUGUCCAAGAAUUUUGUGUUGCUAAAGGUAUUCCGAUGCUAAAUAUGGAUGACGAAAUACCGGUUCGGGAUCGUUCAAGGGUGGAAGGAAGGCCUAUCACUAAUCUUCAUCAUUACCGUGCAGAUUAG